GUAAAAACAAAACUAAAAAAAGAAAAACACUCCCAUCUCCCCCUUUCAUCCAUUCAUAGCUACCUAUAUACCCACCACCUACCAACCUCUCUCUCUCUCUCAUCUUAUACACACACACACACAUAUAUAUAGGGCAUGCACUGCUGAUUUGCACAGUCCAGGCAACUAAGCAUCAUCAUUUGAAUUCAGAAGGCCUGGUCUCCUUGCACAUUUUCUUGAACAAAAAUGGAUUUGAAGCAGCCAGAUAUCACUACUCCAGGCUAUACCCAGAAACAAGAAGAGGCAGAAGAAGAAGAAGAAGAAGAAGAAGAAGAAAAAGAAGAAGAAGAAGAAGCAGAAGAAGAGGAGGAGGAGCAACAUAUUCAAGAACAACACUUUCAUGUGUUAGCAGUAGAUGACAGCACCAUUGACAGAAUGCUCUUGGAGAGGCUUCUCACUGUUUCCUCAUACCAAGUGACUUGUGUGGAUUCUGGAAACAAAGCUUUGGAAUUCCUGGGAUUGCUUGAGGGCAGUGAUAUUAACAUAGAUUCCAGAUCAACAAGCUCUGCUGCAGCUCCUUGUUCUUGCACACCUUCUGAUUCUUCCCAGCACCCAUCACUCCAAGAUGUGCAAGGAUCAAAAGUGAACUUAAUCAUCACAGAUUACAGCAUGCCAGGGAUGAAUGGAUACGAUUUGCUUAGAAGAGUCAAGGGCUCUUCUUGGAAGGAUAUACCAGUAGUUGUCAUGUCAUCAGAAAACAUACCUGCCAGAAUCAACAUGUGCUUGGAAGGAGGAGCAGAAGAGUUCCUACUAAAACCGGUUCAAUUGUCUGAUCUGAGGAAACUCCAAUCUCACCUUUUAAAGCCUAAUUUAGCCAUUCAUGCAUCCCAUAUGAAUUUGGUUCAAAAUGAUGUAACAGCAGCAGCAGCAGCAGCAGCGACGACGAGGACGACGAGGAGGAGAGCAACAAUAACGCUAAUGAAAGGCAAGCAGUAUUAUCUCCCAAGAAUGUCACGAGAGCCGGCCCAAAAUGAAAGAAGUACGUAGCUAGUUCAUUCAGUAUAAGUAAUUAACCUACAUUAAUAUUUUUUAAUUUUCUUUCUUUUAGGGUACGUAUAUUAAUUAUCUACGUGUAUGCAUGCAUGCAUGCAUGCAUCACUCACCCUCCAUUGUAUUAUUAACUUAAUCAAUACUAAUCUUAUGUUAGAACAA
Messenger RNA from Diospyros lotus (date-plum), 1191 nucleotides. RefSeq names its product two-component response regulator ORR10-like. The record is from RefSeq and is a predicted model, not a curated record. Lineage: Eukaryota; Viridiplantae; Streptophyta; Magnoliopsida; Ericales; Ebenaceae. Bases 226 to 1026 code for a protein of 266 amino acids. Gene Ontology annotation, biological process: cytokinin-activated signaling pathway; phosphorelay signal transduction system. The transcript is spliced from 5 exons.